Messenger RNA from Manduca sexta (tobacco hornworm), 386 nucleotides. RefSeq lists its product as uncharacterized. The transcript has 3 exons. The record is from RefSeq and is a predicted model, not a curated record. The coding region runs from base 45 to 386 and encodes 113 amino acids. Lineage: Eukaryota; Metazoa; Arthropoda; Insecta; Lepidoptera; Sphingidae.
UCCCACGGCUCCGGCGUGGCGUACUUCCAGCGGUUUCACUGGCGAUGCAGGAACAUCUUUACGCAAACUUUGGACACGUGCCAUUUGUGUUUCCAGUGGAGGGAUACGCGCCGCUGCAAAUCCCACCAUACAGGGAGUGUUCCCGGGCCGCUAUCCUGUUCAAAUCCCUGGAUGUCCUCCUGGAGGAGCUAUCGAAGAUGUCCGAUUUGAAGCCUUCACUCACAACCAAAAGUAGUAAGACUAAAUCCGAGUCAUCGAAAGCCGCUGAAGAUGAAGUCGCCUUGCGCAUUCACAGUUCAGAAUCUGUGUACACACCAAAAACAUCGCCUCACGCGAUUGUCGACCCUCAGAACGCUGAAUUUAAGAAGAUGUCGAAAAAGGUGUAG